Erigeron canadensis is the source of this 1012-nucleotide messenger RNA. RefSeq names its product methyl-CpG-binding domain-containing protein 4-like. The coding region runs from base 216 to 728 and encodes 170 amino acids. The record is from RefSeq and is a predicted model, not a curated record. Gene Ontology annotation, molecular function: DNA binding; zinc ion binding. The transcript has 2 exons. NCBI's taxonomy places the organism in Eukaryota, Viridiplantae, Streptophyta, Magnoliopsida, Asterales, Asteraceae.
GGAGGAAGAAAAAGGGGAACCACUAUACUAUAUUCCACAGUUCCACCCUUCGUGAACGAGCGGAUCGCAAGGCCAAUAAUAAUAAUAAUAUUAAUAAUAUCUAUAAUAGUAAUAAUAAUUAUAAAUAAAUAAAAUCACACUCCAUUGCGAAACAAAAUUAUAUAAAUAUAUACAUUUGUUGCAGGUGUGCGGUGACCAAUUGGAAUACACCGGCGAUGAAUAUCACUCCGAUAACAUCUUACAAGGAACCAGGGACACCAUCCAGUACGGUUAUUGCCUAUGCUGUGCAGUGUGACAAGUGUUACAAGUGGAGGACAUUAGCAACUGAAGAACACUUCGAAGAGAUCAGACGUAACCUAACUGGAGACCCUUUCGUUUGUGACAAACUCCCUGGGAUCACCUGUGAGAAUCCUGCUGAUAUCAACUACGAUUCAUCUCAAGUGUGGGCCAUUGACAAACCAGACAUCCCAAAAACCCCAAAAGGUUUCAAGCGAAUAGCUACUCUUAGAGGUGAUUAUACUAAAACGGAUGUGAAGUAUUUGACUCCUGAUGGGAAACAUAUAAGAACGAGUCCACAAAUGGUGGAAUAUCUUAAAAGACAACCGGCAUACAGUGAUUUAUCGCUAUCUGAUUUCUGUUUUACAGCUCCAAAGAUAAUGAGUGACACUGUUCCAAAACAUUAUAAAAAUCUGGCUAGUAGCACCAAGAAGAAGCCAAAGUUGAAGUAAGUGUAUGUUCACUUUUAGGGUAUGCGUGUGAGGGAAAUCCUUAUGUACCUCAUCCAACCAUGUUAUCAGAUCCUUACCCUUAGAAUUCCUCACCUAAAUGCCGUUUUCUUGGACGUAACAUUGAAUUUAAUCUUGAUGAUGUCAAUGUAUCUAGCGUCUAGCAUAUUUACUAUAUGCUACAAAGUAGUUGUAGUGUUGGCGAUUUCUGUCUUUGGGUUGUAUGUUAAUGUUGUAAUAAACUAAUAAUGUUGAACUAUAAUAGAUUGGAAACCUGUUUACUGUUA